AGAAAACCCGGACGCAUGGUAACCCUAGUGAAAGCUGGUGGGAUGAGGAUUGUGCAGAAACACCCUCACACUUCCGAUUCCAAAGAGGACAAAGAUAAGGAUGACCAGGAUUGGGAAACCACCAGCCCACCUAAACCAACGGUGUUCAUCUCUGGUGUCAUUGCAAGGGGUGAUAAAGACUUCCCUCCAGCUGCAGCCCAGGUGGCUCAUCAAAAACCACAUCCCUCUGUGGAAAAGCUGCCUAACCCACAACAUGUCAAUCAGCACAUCCACCAACCUCGCAAGUGAAUGCUCUAGAAAAACCCAGCCAAGCUGCCAUAGCCGGAUAUGUUCUGGAGAGAAGAGCUCAUGGUUUCUUUAGGAUUCAUGCUACCCAAUGCAUAAAACUGGCCUUUAAAAUAAUAUAUGUUUCUUUUGCCUUAAUUCUCCGUGGAUUAAUAAAAAAUGAAGACAUCAUUUUGUUCUGCUGUCCCAGGUGAAAAAUGUGCCUCUUUGCUACUAUGUAUACACUGAUCAGGAGUAUUUCACAGUUUUGAUUAGAGAUGUAAUCAACUGGUUAUUGCCAAAACCAAACUUGAAUAUAAAUAAUAUAACAAAUGAAUUAAAAACUCCUUAACUUUAGUUCUGGGAUAGCAGCAGCCAAUAGCUGAAGUAGUUUUAUGUUAAACGUAUAAGGGAAUAUACUGUAUAUGAUUUUGUAUUUGGUGGUGGGUGGGGAGAUUGUUCUGUUUGUGAGUUAGUAUAUGGCAGUCUGAUUUUUUAGAACCAUUGCAGUCUCCAGUACAUUUGUAAUUUAGAAUAAAGCAAUCAUGUCACUAAA
Messenger RNA from Alligator sinensis (Chinese alligator), 820 nucleotides. RefSeq names its product death associated protein (gene DAP). The transcript is spliced from 4 exons. Gene Ontology annotation, biological process: apoptotic signaling pathway; negative regulation of autophagy; cellular response to amino acid starvation. Bases 16 to 288 code for a protein of 90 amino acids. Gene Ontology annotation, molecular function: death domain binding. Lineage: Eukaryota; Metazoa; Chordata; Crocodylia; Alligatoridae. The record is from RefSeq and is a predicted model, not a curated record.